CUCUCUCCAGCAGGGGCAUCUCUCUCUCCUCUCUCGCUCCCUCGGUGGCCAGUGGGCGAGAGGGGGGAGACCAGCCACAUUCAACGAACAAGCCGGUGUGCGGAUCCGUCAACCUCUCCCAUUGGUCCUGGACGCCCCUGCCUCGGUCGUGCCGUUUCCCCCCCAGCUUUGCAUCUGAAUGACGGGCGGAAGGUUCGACUUCGACGACGGCGGCACUUACUGCGGGGGUUGGGAGGAUGGCAAAGCCCACGGACACGGCAUCUGCACCGGACCCAAGGGCCAGGGCGAGUACGCGGGCUCUUGGUCGCACGGCUUCGAGAUAGUCGGCGUGUACACCUGGCCCAGUGGGAACACCUACAAGGGCUACUGGUCGCAAGGCAAGAGGCAUGGGCUCGGCGUGGAGAAUAAAGGCAAGUGGAUCUACCGCGGGGAGUGGAGCCACGGCUUCAAGGGGCGCUACGGCGUCCGGCAGAGCCACAACACGCCUGCGAGAUACGACGGCACCUGGAGCAACGGGCUCCAAGAUGGAUAUGGCAUUGAAACCUACGGCGAUGGAGGUACCUAUCAAGGCCAGUGGAUGGGUGGCAUGCGCCACGGCUAUGGCGUGCGCCAAAGCGUUCCUUAUGGGAUGGCGACUGUCAUCCGCUCGCCUUUACGUACCUCCAUGGCUUCCCUGCGCUCGGAGCAAAGCAACGGCACUGUACUUCAGGACCUCUCCUCCCCGGCCGACACCCCCACGAGCAAUCGCGGCGGCUUCGUGCUCAACUUCCACUCGGACAGCGAGGUAGUGACGGGCAAGAAGAAGGGCCUCUUUCGCCGGGGUUCCCUCUUCGGGAGCCUCCGGCAGUUGCGCAAGUCCGACUCGCGGACCUCCAUUUCCAGCAAGCGCAGCUCGGCACGCAGCGACGCCACCAUGAGCCGCAUCAGCUCCAGCGACGCCAACUCCACCAUUUCCAUCGGCGACAGCGAGCUGCCAGACGAGGACCUUCUCUUGGAGGACCACGUGGACGCCACCACCACCGAGACCUACAUGGGCGAAUGGAAGAACGACAAGCGCAAUGGAUUUGGCGUUUCCGAGAGAUCCAACGGGAUGAAGUACGAGGGCGAGUGGCUAAACAACAAACGCCACGGCUACGGCUGCACGGUUUUCCCAGAUGGCACCAAAGAAGAAGGGAAGUACAAAAACAACGUGCUGGUGCGUGGAAUACGGAAGCAGCUGAUUCCUCUCAAGAACCCCAAAACCAAAGAGAAGGUGGAUCGGGCGGUGGAGGGGGCCCAGAGGGCAGCAGGCAUCGCCAGGAGUAAAGUGGAAAUAGCAGCUUCCAGGACAGCCCAUGCCAGGACUAAGAGCGAGGCGGCCGAUCACGCCGCCAUCUCUGCAGUACAAGAUGCCGAAAUCUCCAGGGCGGUUGCUAGGGAGCUCGCACCAAACUUCUACCAACCAGGGCCGGACUACGUAAAACAGCAGUUUAAAGAGCCCGUGGAGAUUAAGGAGGUCCCCGUUGUGAAGAAAGACAACUCACCGAGGGAUUCCCCCCAUUUUUACCGCAAGGGUACCACCCCUCCUCAUUCGCCAUUGAAUAGUCCCGUGGGCUCGCCUCCCCACUCGCCUCACUCCAGCAAGAAGAAAGGCCAUCUAGCCCACAGCUACAAAAGCAGCAAAGAGGAGCAUCCUUCCCACAAAAUAAGCAAGGAGGAGAAGCACGCUCAUAAAAGCAACAAAGACGAACGUUCUAGCAGGAAGCCCAACAAAGAGGAGAGGGCGUCCGUCCCCGAUGGUCCCAAAGUCGCUCCCGCGCUCAUCGAGGCUCCCCCUAAACCCGCAAAACUUCAACAGCGGAGCCCUCCGCCCGACGCCACCGCCAAUCCUCCUUCAGUCCCCGUCAACGGCCAGCUCCACACAGAGUACCACAGUUACUACGUCAAGCCCCCGGUAAGGGGCCCUCCACCCCCGGAUCCAGAGGAGGACCCCGAGGAAGAGCCGAGCGCUCAGGCCCUGGCACGCCUGCCACCGCAACCCAGGUCUCUUAGUACCCCAACCCCAAAACCGGCCUCCGUACGGGACUGCAAGGGCGACCCCAAACUCAGGAAGCAAGAUUCCCUAAAGCCAAAGAGCCUCGCAGACACAAAGAAAGCCAGCACGGAGAUUGCGGAAAGCGCAGAGGAAACUGGUCCUAACUCCAUCCUGGUCGCUAUGGUGAUGCUGUUGAAUAUCGGCCUUGCAAUUAUAUUUGUCCAUUUUCUGACAUGAUAGUGCUCAUUCUUACUGAAAAAGACGGCAAGCUAUGCAGUUGCAUCGCCCACCUU
This is a messenger RNA of Syngnathus acus (greater pipefish), 2307 nucleotides long. RefSeq names its product junctophilin 1a (gene jph1a). Lineage: Eukaryota; Metazoa; Chordata; Actinopteri; Syngnathiformes; Syngnathidae. Gene Ontology annotation, cellular component: endoplasmic reticulum membrane; sarcoplasmic reticulum; junctional membrane complex. The transcript has 7 exons. The record is from RefSeq and is a predicted model, not a curated record. The coding region runs from base 179 to 2251 and encodes 690 amino acids.